Linum tenue is the source of this 2889-nucleotide messenger RNA. The record is from the annotation of a GenBank genome assembly. NCBI's taxonomy places the organism in Eukaryota, Viridiplantae, Streptophyta, Magnoliopsida, Malpighiales, Linaceae.
CAAAACUGAAUCGGAAUUGAACUUCGGCCUGCGGCUACUAAUACAGAGGCGCGAAGAGAGUCGGCGCGAAAGGAGAGCUUCGGCCGCAUCCCCGGCAGUCAAAUCUUCGGUUUUCCCCACCGUCCGAGUUUCUGUUCCCCGGCGACUGAAGGAGAAGAAGCAGAAGAGCGAAGAUGGGAGAGCGUAAAGUUCUGAACAAGUAUUAUCCGCCCGACUUCGAUCCGGCGAAGCUGCCCCGUGCCCGGCGGCCAAAGAACCAGCAAAUCAAGGUCCGAAUGAUGCUUCCCAUGAGCAUCCGAUGCAACACCUGCGGCAAUUACAUCUACAAGGGGACCAAGUUCAAUUCUCGCAAGGAAGAUUGCAUCGGCGAGACGUAUCUGGGGAUACAGAUUUUCCGAUUCUACUUCAAAUGCACCAGAUGCUCGGCCGAGUUGGCCAUGAAGACCGACCCCCAGAACUCCGAUUACGUCAUGGAGAGUGGCGCCACGAGGAACUUCGAGCCGUGGCGUGCGGAGGAUGAGGAAGUCGACGGGGUUAAGCGGAAGAGAGAGGCUGAGGAGAUGGGCGAUGCGAUGAAGGCACUGGAGAACAGAACUCUGGAUUCCAAGCAGGAGAUGGAUAUUCUCGCCACGCUUGAUGAGGUGAAGUCUUUGAAAUCGAGACAGGCGAUGGUCAGCGUGGAUGCUAUGCUUGAGGCUUUGCAGCGCACUGCGGCGGAUAAGGAGAAGAGGUUGGAGGAAGAAGAUGAAAAACUCAUAAGAUCGAUAUUCCAAAAGCCAAGAGAAAUUAUACGAAGGAUUGAAGACGAUGAUUCUGAUGACGAGGAUGAUUUGGAAAUGUUUGGCUUUCCUUCUAAGAAGAGACUGGUUGAUGUGGAAAAUCCAGGGCAGCCUACAGAUGCACUGAUAAAUGCCGGUGCCGCAGAUAGCUCCAGUGGAAAAGAUAACUCAAGUGACCCCGGGAAAAAGAGUGAAGCUAAGCCGAGUGCCAGAGCUCCAAUGAUGAGAAUAUUGGUGAAGAAGAAGCCAGACGUCUCUGCUGGGAACAAGCAGGUAGAGAAAACUGCAGAGGCUAAGCCCGUGGAGGAGAGUAAACCCACUGACGGCGGACUCCAAUCCCUCCUUCAAAAUUACGAGGAUAGUGAUGAUGGAAGCGAAUGAUCAAUGCCACCCUAUUCAAAACUGAUGAUUGAUUGAAUUUUGUACCGGCCAGCCUCCACCAAUGGCGAAGUUUGAUCAUUGUACCUGUGUGAACUUAUCACUUCAUAGCUUUGUUCGAACACGAACUCAAAACAUUGAGGAAGUCUGCAACAUUUGUGGGUAUUCUUUUUGGAAGUCUUUACUCCUGUGUUUCUUUUGUAACGAAAAGGUCUACUCAUACAUUUAGCUGAUGAAACAUUUUUAACAAAGAUAUACCAUCAUUGUCAUCAUCCAUUGUUCUUCUCCAUUAACAAAACAUGACACAUUACCUGAAUGGCAAGUAGCCAUUCAACAAAAAUACCAUUCUCCAUUAUGUUGCACACAUAUCAUACUCACUUUCACUUCUGGGUCUUCCUUUUCCACAGGUCACCAAACAUCUUGAUCCCUGAAGAUCCCUUCCUCUGCUUCCCGCCACUUCCAUACCCUUCAUCCAUAUCAUCACCAAACCCAGGAGAACCAGCGUAACCGGCACCAUACCCGCCAGCCGGGGUCUCGAACAUGCUCCCACCACCGAAGGGCUUCUCCAUGGAAGCACACCUCUGAUCAGAUACAAACCUCCCAUUUCCACCAGCUAGCACUGCUGCUGCAGCAUCUGCUGCUUUCCUCCACUGCUCCGUCUGAACUCUCAUCCUCUUCAUCUCACAUUCCAACAUAUCCUUCCCUUCCUUCACCGCCUCCAGCUGGCACUCCAACUCCGCUGCAUUCCCUCUGCUCGCCUCGACCUCUUCCUCCAAUCGACUCAACCUUGAUCGCGUUUCCUCUUCCUUCGCCUUGCUACAUUCAAUCCUUGCAGCCGCUUCAUUGAGCUGCUUUCUCAGCUCUUCCUUCUCCUGAUUCGAAACCAGCAGCUCCUUCUCCAUCUCCUCCUGCUUCGCUCGAAGCUCCUUCAUCUCCUCCUCAUGCUUCUUGAGAGCCAUCUCUACUUCAGGGGAAGGAGGAUUUGGUGCGUCCUUCUUGAUUUCCACUGCAGGAACUUCAAACACGUCGGUUUCCUCCCGAUCAUUAUCCUCCGGCGCAAGAACUGCUUCUUCUUCUUCUCCUCCUGCUACCUCAUCCGGUUGUGGAUUGGGCUGGGUUGGUUUCUUACUGGACUUGCUCUCGAGCUCCUUCUGUGCUUCAUUCUUGGCAGCUUCCGCGGAUGCCAGUUGUUCUUUCAGACUCUUGAGCUCUUGCUGAGCUUGACCUAGUUGUGACUCGAGAUCGGCAAUUCGCGUGCCAAGCUUCUUCUGCUGCACUGGUGGAUCAGAAUGUGGCCCGCCGCGAGGGGAGCGACGGUGGUCGGAGACUUUGGGGCUACGGUCUGUGGUGGCGCCCACGGAGUCGGAGGUGGAUGAUGUUCUUAGCGUGUGCGAGCCUCGUGGCGAUUGCCUUUGAGGCAUUUCUGACGAUCCCCUGAUAUUCGACACAAACAUAGAAGAGAAAUCACUAUAGCGACAUUGAUACAUAGUAUCAAACUCGUCCUAAUAAGUCAUUGUUAUCAUUUUCGAUUUUCCUCGUCAGAUUCUACCAUCGGGUUGCAGAUGUAACAAGCACGAUAUCAGCAACACGACGGUACAAAUUGAAAGAUGAAAAAAGAAAUGAUCAAGAUUUGGUGGGUUUUGGACAGUGUCACAUGUAUCGAAAUUCAGUGUUCAAAAUGCGGACAAUGAGUUGACACAAUCGUCUCAAUAUCGAAUCCAGUGGAUAACUG